Solenopsis invicta (red fire ant) is the source of this 1524-nucleotide messenger RNA. RefSeq lists its product as uncharacterized. The coding region runs from base 1 to 1524 and encodes 507 amino acids. The record is from RefSeq and is a predicted model, not a curated record. NCBI's taxonomy places the organism in Eukaryota, Metazoa, Arthropoda, Insecta, Hymenoptera, Formicidae. The transcript is spliced from 3 exons.
AUGGGGCUCCCCUCGCACCGACACCAGGGGCCGCCUAGCCCAGGACUUUGCGGCGGGUCUCGGCCUGGUCCUACUAAACAGGAGCCGGGUCAGCACCUUUGUGGGGGGACGGGGGGAGUCCAUCGCAGACAUUACAUGGGCUUUCCCCAGUGCCCUGAAAAGGGUACGAGGAUGGAAGAGGUGCGCGAGCAACGCCGCCGAUUACACAGGGAGAAACGAUGGGUCCUGAAAAAGCUCGACCUCAAAGCCCUCGAGGUCAGCCUCCUAGCCUCCACAUGGGCGGAGGGUGAGGCUGACCUUGGAGCCGAGGAGGAGGCGGAGCGCCUGUGCGAUGCAAUGUCGAGAGCUUGUGACGCCUCCAUGCCCCGCAGCCGGCCGAUGGCGCGUUGUGCCGCCUACUGGUGGUCCACGGAGCUGGCCAAACUUAAACGAGCCACCGUGGCCGCCAGGCGGGCAUACACACGCGCCAGGCGACGGGGCGUAAAGGCCGUAACGGAAGAAUCCAUGGCGGUCCUCAGAGACUAUAAAAAAGCUCUGAGGACCGCCAUCGCGCGGUCAAAGGUCGCGGCUUGGGAGGACUUAGUUUCCAAACUGGACCGCGACCCGUGGGGGAGGCCGUACAAAAUAGUACGGAAGAGGCUCCGCGCAUGGGCGCCUCCAGUGACAGAGACGGUGGAACCCCAGUUCCUAAACAGGGUGGUUGACACCCUGUUCCCCAUCAGGGGGAGGGAUAUUCCGGAAAAAACCGGCCCUCCCCCGGACUGGCGGGAGGAGCUGGGGGUUUCCAACCAUGAAAUGGCCGCGGUUUUUGCCCGCAUUAAGGGUCAAACAAGGGCACCCGGGCCAGACGGUAUAUACGCCAAAUGCCUCCGAGAAGAAACAUCCCUCAGGAGAUGGAAAAGGGCCAGGCUUGUCCUCCUUAAAAAAGAGGGCAAGCCUGCGGAGAGUCCCUCCGCGUACAAGCUACUGUGCAUGCUGGAUGAUGCGGGCAAGCUCUUUGAGCGCAUCAAAGCAAACCGCAUCAUCCGGCACCUGUCCCGGGAAGGUCCCAACUUGUCCCCCGGCCAAUACGGCUUUCGAGAGGCGAGAUCCACCAUAGACGCAGUACUAAUGGUGCGAUCCCUCUCGGCGGCCAUCAUGGGGGACGGGAAGGUGGAGUUGGCGAUAUCUCUAGAUAUUGUCAACGCCUUCAACAGUAUCCCCUGGGGCAGGGUAGUGGAGGCGCUCGAGGAAUAUCACCUCGUGCCUCCCUAUCUUGUCUCCAUUAUAAGGGACUACUUCCGGGACAGGAAGCUGGAGUUCCGAGACAAAAAACAGACUUUAGCAGUGGAGGGACAUGUCGUGUGGCGUUCCGCAGGGGUCAGUGCUUGGCCCCCUGCUAUGGAACGCCGCAUACAACGCAAUGCUCCGUACGGUCCUUCCCCCUGGCUGCCACAUGAUCGGAUACGCGGACGACACAUUAGUGAUGGCCAGGGGGGGAAGUCUCCUGGGGAAGAACUGCCAAAAUGGGCAAUUGGGCGGUAG